Entrophospora candida is the source of this 1023-nucleotide messenger RNA. The record is from the annotation of a GenBank genome assembly. Lineage: Eukaryota; Fungi; Glomeromycota; Glomeromycetes; Entrophosporales; Entrophosporaceae.
AUGGACAAAGUAAUACCAUUGGUUGAAAAAGCUAUAAAUGCUGAUACUCUAAAGGAUUAUAAAUUGUUGGAUGAGGAAUGGCUUGACCUGAAAAAUAAGGAACUAAACGAAAAUAGCAAAAAUUAUAAUUAUAAGUUUGAUUAUUUUGGGGUUUGGAAUACGCUUAGAACUCAUUUGGAAGAAGCAGAAAGAGUUGCCAAAGAAAAUAAAUAUGAUGAUUUAGUAAAUAAAAUAAAGGGCGAUAACGAUAUCACUAGCACAGAAAGAAACAAAAUACUAGAAAUAGGUUAUAUUGAUGAUUCUCCAGAACUAUACCUUUCUUCAUGGAGGAAGUUGUAUUAUUAUCAGUUAGUAAUGGAUAGAUUAAAAAGUCAAUUACCUUUUCAAUCUGCUAAAAGUGCCCCUGAUAGUUAUGUCAAACCUUUGGAUAUUGUUAGGGUGUGUGAAAGUGCAGGGGAAAACUUCACUAAUUUUGGUUCCUAUGGAGAAAGGAGUUACGGUGUAAUGGUUCGUUACCAUCCCAUUGUUGCUUACAAGCAUAGUGAUAAGAUAAUUGAACACAUAGCCAAAGUUAUGGGUGGUGAGUUUGAUAUACACAAAAACAACUGUGAAAGUUUUGCCAACAAAUGCGUGCACAAUUUAGAUGUCUCUGAACAUAUGAGUAGAAUGAACGGUAAAUGUGUCACAACAGUUGAACGCAAAGUAGUAGGCAAUAAAAUCUCAGAAAGAAUUACAACCUCUUGUGGAGGGGGAGUUUUUUUGUCGUGCCCUUCUGAUGCUUUUACCUCAACGGAAGAAUUUGACCGACUUUCUCGUAACUAUUAUAAAGAGAAUGAGAUAAAGGGUUACGUGCAAUCUUCUUCCCAUUUUGAGGGUAUCAAGUUAGAAGAAAGAAUAGAAGUUGCUCCUAAUGAUACUAAAUUAGAAUAUGAAAAGGAUACAAUUUUGGCAGCAAAAGGGGAACAUUUAAUUAUUGUUGAAGAUAAAAUGUAUGGUAAGAUUGAUUUCUCUGCUGAUGAAUGA